Molecule: messenger RNA, 594 nt
Organism: Echinostoma caproni
Lineage: Eukaryota; Metazoa; Platyhelminthes; Trematoda; Plagiorchiida; Echinostomatidae
Source: the annotation of a GenBank genome assembly
GCUAUCAUUAUAGAUGCCAAGGAUCAUCUCCUUGGUAGACUGGCAUCAAUAGUAGCCAAAACCUUGUUGCAGGGCCAGAAGAUCGUGGUUGUUCGAUGCGAAGGCAUUAAUAUAUCCGGCUCUUUUUACCGCAAUAAGAUGAAGUACCUCGACUUUCUUAGGAAGCGUAUGAGUACCAAUCCCUCCCGCGGCCCAUAUCACUUCAGGGCACCAGCCAAAAUAUUCUGGCGCACGGUUCGAGGAAUGCUUCCACACAAGUUGCAGCGGGGAAAGGAUGCCUUAGAUAGAUUGAAAGUAUUUGAGGGUAUUCCUCCACCAUACGAUAAGAAGAAACGCAUGGUUGUUCCCUCAGCAAUGCGUGUGAUGCGCCUAAAACAGAGACGAAAGUUCUGUGUUCUGUCGCGUCUGUCACAUGAAGUUGGGUGGAAGUACAAGAAUGUUAUCGAAAAGAUGGAAAACAGACGAAAGGCUAAGGCUGCUGUUUGGUACAAGAAACAGAAGCAAUCUACAAAGCCCAUUGAAGCUGCUCGGGGGCGCGCCAGGGAGGCGAUUGCUCCAUACCAAGCUAUCUUGAAACAAUAUGGCUACAGUUGA